UACGUCUCCGAGGUACGUAGUACGGAAAAGUGGGUGUUGCUUUCGUCAUUUGAUAGUUGCACUUGUACCAGUAGGUUGGUACUGUUACCGUACAUUUCGGUGGUCGAUACGAAUUAGUAUCGCUUAUUUUUAUUAUCCGCAAUAAGAGUCAUGCGUUGGUUGUAGUCGGAACAAUAAAUAUCACCCUCUGUCAAGAUGAUAGGGGGUUUGUUUGUAUAUAAUCAUAAAGGAGAAGUACUCAUCUCCAGAGUAUAUCGAGAUGACAUUGGACGAAAUGCAGUCGAUGCAUUUCGUGUUAAUGUUAUCCAUGCCAGGCAACAAGUACGAUCACCUGUUACCAACAUUGCAAGAACAUCUUUCUUCCAUAUAAAACGAGCCAACAUUUGGUUGGCUGCAGUUACUAAACAAAAUGUUAACGCAGCAAUGGUAUUUGAGUUCUUGUUAAAAAUCAUUGAUGUCAUGCAGUCAUACUUUGGCAAGAUUUCUGAGGAGAACAUCAAGAAUAACUUCGUAUUAAUUUACGAAUUAUUGGAUGAAAUUUUGGAUUUUGGAUACCCUCAGAAUUGUGAUACCGGAGUAUUAAAGACAUUCAUCACUCAACAAGGAGUAAAAUCAGCAACCAAAGAAGAACAAGCUCAAAUAACAUCGCAAGUAACUGGUCAGAUUGGAUGGAGACGAGAGGGUAUUAAGUAUAGACGCAAUGAGUUAUUCCUGGAUGUUCUCGAAUCUGUGAAUCUCUUAAUGAGUCCUCAAGGGCAAGUGCUUAGCGCACACGUUGCUGGAAAGGUUGUAAUGAAAUCUUACUUGUCUGGAAUGCCAGAAUGCAAGUUUGGAAUCAAUGAUAAAAUUGUUAUGGAAUCUAAGGGUAUGAAGGGUGGAGGUGGUAUAGGAGGCGGAGGAGAUGAUCCUACCGGCGCUAGAUCCGGUAAACCCGUCGUUGUCAUCGAUGACUGCCAAUUUCAUCAAUGCGUGAAGCUCAGUAAAUUUGAAACUGAACAUGCUAUUAGUUUCAUACCAGCUGAUGGUGAAUUCGAGUUGAUGAGAUAUCGUACAACUAAGGAUAUAUCAUUACCAUUCCGUGUCAUUCCAUUGGUACGCGAGGUGGGUCGCACAAAGAUGGAAGUGAAAGCAGUUUUAAAAUCAAAUUUCAAGCCAUCCUUGCUGGGACAAAAGAUCGAAGUGAGGGUGCCGACACCGCUGAAUACCGCGGGAGUACAGUUGAUUUGUUUGAAAGGAAAGGCGAAGUACAAAGCGUCGGAAAACGCAAUUGUAUGGAAAAUCAAACGCAUGCCUGGUAUGAAGGAAACUCAGUUAUCCGCAGAGAUUGAUUUACUUGAAACUGAUACGAAAAAGAAGUGGACGCGGCCUCCGAUAUCGAUGACUUUUGAAGUACCGUUCGCGCCAUCUGGAUUUAAAGUACGUUAUUUGAAAGUGUUUGAGUCCAAAUUAAAUUAUUCCGAUCAUGAUGUUAUAAAAUGGGUGAGAUACAUAGGCCGAAGCGGGCUGUACGAGACACGAUGUUAAUAACGUCUCGCCCCGUAAAUUGUAAAUGAGUAAUCCCAAUGCAUAAUGAAUAUGACUUUUUUUUAAAUUAUUUCUUUUUGCGGCGCAUAUGCCGAGCAGUUCUCUGGUAUACUCGGAUCAGCCGGCGAGUGACUAAGAAAUAACGGAGGGUACCAAGAGGAAGAGAUCUGUUUGUGCCAAUGUUUUUUGUUGUCUAAUUUUUCAUAUCGUCCAUUGUAUUUUAUCGUAACGUCUCCGUUGUGUUUAGAACUGUUUUGUAAAACAAUUUUAUUUGAUCCGAUUUUAAUAGAAAUCUCGUUUCCAUAUAGGUCGAUGUCGGUUAUUUCGUAUAUCGGUAUAGAUUUUAAUUUCAAAUGUACAAGUUCCGAGUAGCGUUGUAUUUAAUCGCUGUGCAUUAUGUUGACAACGUCGUUCAUUCUUUUUAUAAGAUGAAAAAAAAAAACCACCUCUUCGGUAUCAAUAUGACGAGAAAAACAUAGGUAUCGCUGAACAUCGAGGAUAGAUGCAACAUGCGCGCAAUGAAGUAUAGAUUAUUGAAAACAUUUGUUGACAGCUAUGAAAAUGAAUAGAUAAUGUCUUGAUUCACUGUAAGGAAAAAAAUUAUGUCUCUCUAUUCGUAUGCAUAAUAAAGUAUAUAUGUGAUUUAAA
Messenger RNA from Hylaeus volcanicus, 2172 nucleotides. RefSeq names its product AP-2 complex subunit mu (gene AP-2mu). Gene Ontology annotation, molecular function: clathrin-cargo adaptor activity. Gene Ontology annotation, biological process: clathrin-dependent endocytosis; intracellular protein transport. The transcript has 5 exons. Bases 196 to 1524 code for a protein of 442 amino acids. Lineage: Eukaryota; Metazoa; Arthropoda; Insecta; Hymenoptera; Colletidae. Gene Ontology annotation, cellular component: AP-2 adaptor complex; cytoplasmic vesicle. The record is from RefSeq and is a predicted model, not a curated record.